CGGGAGUGGCUCCGCUGCCCGGGCAGUGCCGGGGGACCCGCGAUGGGCUCCGGCCGCCGCUGCUCGCUCCUGCCGCUGCUGCUGCUGCUGCUGCUGCUGGAACUGCCCGCGGCGUGGGGGGACUGCGGGCCUCUGCCAAAUAUCAGCCACGCGGAGCCCCGAGGGGACACCAAACACCAGCAGAGCUUCAGCGUGGGCUCCACAGUGACCUUCGUCUGUGUCCCGGGUUACACCAAACUCCCCUCUCUCUCCAACACCAUCCGGUGCCUGUCGAACUCCCGCUGGUCCAGCCCGCCAGAGUUCUGUGGCCGCAGCUGUCCCACACCCAGACCUGUGCCAUUUGCUGCGCUAUCACCAGAAGACAAAAUGCAGAAUUUUUACGCCGUUAACACCACGGUGAGGUACAUUUGUCGCCAAGGUUAUGAAAACACCACAGCCCAGCCCCCCACCAGCACCUGUUUGGACAACUUAACAUGGACAGAAGUACCUGAACUGUGUCAGAAGAAAUCUUGCGGUAUUCCAGCCAAUCCAGAACAUGGCCAAGUUAUCCUAAAAGAUCAUCUGCUGGGCGCAACAGCCAGAGUGGUUUGUGACCGUGGGUACAGAUUGAAGGGAGCAUCACCUUCCAUCAGGUGUCUCCUACAGGGCGACAAAGCUGUCUGGAGUCCUCUUCCAGCUUGUCAGGCGAUUUCCUGCCCCCCUCCUCCAGCCAUCCCCCACGGGCAGCACAGUGGCAACAGCUCGGAGGGGUUCGUGCUGGGCUCCGUCACAACCUACACGUGUGAGCCGGGGCUGGAGCUGGUGGGACCGGACACGCUGCGCUGCACCGGCGACAGCGGCGACAGCGGCGACAGCGGCGACAGCGGCACCUGGAGCGGGGCCCCGCCCGCCUGCCGGGGUGAGCCCAUCCCCGCUCACAGCCGCCCCUUCCCCCGCAGUUUGCUCCUGCUGGGCUGCUCGCUGCUCCUGGUCCCAUCUGGCAGCACAGGCACUCCGCACGGUUUGCUCCCAGGGCAGCAGCACUGGCUCUGCACGGCGCCAGGCUCUGCUGAGGAGCACCAGGAGCAGAACCAGACUUGGAUUUAUGUUUUCCCUUCAAGAGGAACAGGCAGAAAUGUAAUGAACAAUGAGCUGCUGUCUGUGCCAGGCAUGGUGCCCGCCUUCACCCUCUGCCUGCUGGGCAGCUCCGCUCUGCUCCUCAGCACCACGCCCGGGGCUCAAGCUGCCUGGUGCCCGCCGCCCCGCGUGCCCUACGGGCGGGUGUCCCCUCGUCACUAUUCCUACCGGACAUGGGACACCGUGAGCGUCACCUGCAACCCGGGCUACACCCUGCGGGGUCCCGGCAGCAGCACCUGCGGGGCUGCCUCCCGGUGGGAGCCCCCUCUGCCGAAGUGCAAAAAGGAGGUGACGUGUCCCCGGGCACCGAGCAUCGCCAACGGGCUGCACUCCGGGCUCUCCUCGGGCAGCUUUCCCCGGGGAGUGACCGUGUCCUACAGCUGCAGGGAGGGCUUCCAGCUGCUCGGCAACGAGUCCAUCACCUGCACGGACUCCGGGCGCUGGAGCCGGCCCCUGCCCCGCUGUGAAGCGAUCGGCUGCCAGGUACCCGAGGUGCAGAAUGGGAAGGUGCACAACGUGCAGAGCGCCUACAGAGCUGGAGAGACCCUGCACUUUGACUGCCACCCUGGCUAUGCAGCAGAGCACUCCGAUGAGGCUCGGUGCCAGCCCGGGGGCAUCUGGGACCCGCCGGUGCUCGUGUGCCAUAGGGUCCGGCCGUGCCCGAUGCCUCCGGAGGUAGCCAAUGGAAAUCACAACGGCCGGGACAGAGCAGGGUUCACCAUGGGAAUGUCUGUAAGGUACAGCUGCGAUCCUGGCUAUUACCUGGUUGGAAAUGCCGCUGUGUCCUGCAGAGCAUCAGGCAACUGGAGCCAGCCCCGCCCUCGCUGCGAAGAGGUGACGUGUCCCCGGGCACCGAGCAUCGCCAACGGGCUGCACUCCGGGCUCUCCUCGGGCAGCUUUCCCCGGGGAGUGACCGUGUCCUACAGCUGCAGGGAGGGCUUCCAGCUGCUCGGCAACGAGUCCAUCACCUGCACGGACUCCGGGCGCUGGAGCCGGCCCCUGCCCCGCUGUGAAGCGAUCGGCUGCCAGGUACCCGAGGUGCAGAAUGGGAAGGUGCACAACGUGCAGAGCGCCUACAGAGCUGGAGAGACCCUGCACUUUGACUGCCACCCUGGCUAUGCAGCAGAGCACUCCGAUGAGGCUCGGUGCCAGCCCGGGGGCAUCUGGGACCCGCCGGUGCUCGUGUGCCAUAGGGUCCGGCCGUGCCCGAUGCCUCCGGAGGUCGCCAAUGGAAAUCACAACGGCCGGGACAAAGCGUUUUUUACCGCUGGAAUGUCUGUAAGGUACAGCUGCGAUCCUGGCUAUUACCUGGUUGGAAAUGCCGCUGUGUCCUGCAGAGCAUCGGGCAACUGGAGCCAGCCCCGCCCUCGCUGCGAAGGGACUGUCUGCAUCAAUCCAAUCGUAGCCAAUGGAAGGCAAGUUGGUGGCCACGGGCUUCUCUCUGCCCCCGGGCAAACGGUGACAUUUCAGUGCCACGAUGGGUACAGCCUGCAGGGCAGCGCCAGCCUGUCGUGCCAGGAGGAUGGCAGCUGGCAGGCCCCUGCUCCUGUGUGUGACAGAGCACUGCCCUACCACACCUCCUUCACCAGGUCUCCAGGUGCUUGUGGUGCUCCCACAAGGUUACAGUUUGCUGAGCUAAAUGAGGAGCACAGAAAUGCCAUUGAUUUUCCUGUUGGGAAGACUGUGCAAUACACUUGCCACCCUGGAUAUGCUAAAGUGCCAGGAAUGUCACCUACUCUGACAUGCCUUGAGAGUGGAGUGUGGUCAGAAGCACUAGAGUUCUGGAAACAGUGCAGCCACCCAGGAGAGCCUGUGAAUGGCAAGAUUAUUUCCCUGACAAAUCUCCAGCUUGGGUCUACAGUGGUUUACAGCUGUGAGGAAGGGCACAGGUUAAUUGGACAACCCAGCAGACGCUGUGAGAUCUCUGGGGGACGUGUUGCAUGGACUGGCCACACUCCCCUCUGUCAGCGCAUCCCCUGCGAGCCACCGCCGGACAUCCCCAACGGGCAGCACACGGGCCGGCUGCAGAGCGAGUUCCACUACGGCACGGCCGUGACCUACAGCUGCAACCGCGGCCUCCCCCUGCACGGGGAGCCCUCCAUCCACUGCACCACCCGCGACGGCCACAACGGCGUCUGGAGCGAGCCCCUGCCGGCCUGCGGAGAGGCAAGCUGUGCUGUCCCACAGAUCCAGCACGGGAGGAUCGUGGCUGCCAGGGCUGCCUAUGCACACAGGGACACUGUGACCUUCCAGUGUGACCCAGGCUAUGCCAUUCGUGGCCACAGAGAGAUCCAGUGCCAGCCAAACAACACCUGGGAGCCGCCUGUGCCUGUCUGCGAGCAGGCUGGCUGCAGAGCCCCUGCCAGGCUGGGCUUUGCCGAGCUGAAGGAGCCCUACAGGAACCAGACAGUGUUUCCUGAGGGGAGCAGGGUGGAAUUCAUGUGCCAGCCUGGCUACACCCAGCUCCUGGGGGUGUCACCAGCCAUCACCUGCCUCAGCAACCAGACGUGGUCUGCAGCGCUGGAGUUCUGUAAAAGGAAGCAGUGCCCCAGCCCAGGGAACCCAGUGAAUGGCAGAGCUGUUGUCCUGACAGAUCUCCUCCUCGGGUCCAAAAUCAAUUACACUUGUGACAAAGGGUACAAGCUGGUGGGAGGCUCCCAGAGAAUUUGUGAGGUCUCUGGCACACACGUCUCAUGGAGUGGGGAUCCUCCUGUCUGCCAGCGCGUCACCUGCGCUGCCCCUCCGGCCAUCCCCCACGGGACACACAGCGGGGGCUCCAGGGCCACCUUCUCCCUGGGGGACGUGGUCACCUACACCUGUGCCUCGGGGCUGGCCCCAGCUGGAGACACCUCCCUGUCCUGCACCUCUGCGGAUGGGGAGCGUGGCACGUGGAGUGGGACAGUGCCACGGUGCCAAGAGGUGAGGUGCCCUGCCCCGCCGAGCAUUGCCAACGGGCAGCACGGUGCCAGCCCCGGGGCCAGGCACAGCCCGGGCUCCGUGGUGCUCUACACCUGCGCCGAGGGCUACUCCCUGCUGGGCAACGCCUCCAUCCGCUGCACCGCCAGGGGCACCUGGAGCCGGCCCCAGCCCCGCUGCCGAGCAAUUGGCUGCACCAGGCCAGAGAUCGAGAAUGGAAAAGUGGCUGGGUCAGAGACCACCUACAACCUGGAGGACAUCAUCAUCUUCGAGUGCAACUUUGGUUAUGCCUUGAAGGGCUCCCAAGAGUCCCAGUGCCAGUUUGGGAGCAAGUGGCACCCUCCUGUCCCCAUCUGUGAGAAGCUGCCGCCGUGUCCUUCCCCUCCAACUAUCAGAAAUGGCCAGCACGACAGCAAGGGGGUGACAGAGUUCAUCCCUGGCAUGGCAGUGAAGUACCGCUGUGACCCAGGCUACCUCCUUACUGGGAAAAGCACUAUUUCCUGUUUGCCAUCGGGAGUCUGGAGCAUCCCUUACCCCCGGUGUGAAGUGAUCACCUGCAGCAGCCCCAGCAUCAAGGACGGGGAGGUGGCUGAGGGCCGGAGGGCUGUGUACCACCCUGGGGACAACGUCACCUUCCAGUGCCACCCAGGCUUCGUGCUGAGGGGCAGCCGUGGGGCCAAGUGCCAGCCCGACAGCCGCUGGGUGCCUGCUGUGCCCACCUGCCAGCCAGUGCGGCCCUGCCCUCCGCCCCCCGUCAUCGCCCACGCCACGCUCAGCGCCGAGCCGGGGACCAACUUCACCAGUGGCACCUCCGUGAGCUACAGCUGCCAGCCUGGCUUCUCCCUGCUCGGGGACCCCUCCGUGCUGUGCACGGCCUGGGGCAACUGGAGCCUUCCCUACCCACGCUGUGCAGCUGGUUGUGGCACACCAACACCGUUGCUAUUUGCUGAGCUAAGCGAGGAAUAUGAAAAUCAGACUGAGUUUCCUGUUGGGAUGACUGUGAACUACACUUGUCGGCCUGGAUAUGUGGAACAGCCACAGAUAUCACCAACUAUCACAUGUCUUGAAAAUCUAACGUGGUCUGAAGCCCAGGAGUUUUGCAAAAUGCUGCAAUGCCCUUCACCUCCCAGUAUUGCCAAAGGAACCCACGACAGCCAGGACCUGGAGUUUUUUCCCACUGGGAUGGUUGUGAACUACAGCUGUGACCCUGGCUACAGCCUCCGGGGAGAGGCAUCCAUCCACUGCACCAGCUCUGGCAACUGGAGCCUCCCUCUCCCUCAGUGUGCAGGGAAGCAAUGUAGACACCCAGAACCCCCCAGGAAUGGCAGAGUUGUUGUUCUGACAGAUCUCCUUUUUGGGUCAACCGUGAGCUACACGUGUGAUGAAGGCUACAGACUGGUUGGAGAGUCCCACAGGAGAUGUGAGAUUUUGGGACGAGAUGUUGCCUGGACUGGUCUGCCUCCCAUCUGUCGGAGGGCGGUGUGCCCAGCCCCACAGGUCCAGAACGGGAGGGUGGCUGUCCCCAAGCCCCGCUACACCUACGGGGACUCUGUCACCUUCAAGUGCCGCAGAGGCUUCACCCUGCGAGGCCACCCCAUGUCCCAGUGCCAAGGGGACAGGAGGUGGCACCCGCCUGUACCUGUCUGUGAGCGGGCUGUGAAGUGUCUGCAGCCUCCGAACAUCACCAACGGGAGGCUGAAAGGCAACGCCUCUGCCACCUUUCCUUCCGGAGCCACUGUAUCCUACAGCUGCGAUCCCGGUUACUCACUGGUUGGGAAUGCUUUCAUCAACUGCACGGGGUCGGGGUCCUGGAGCCAGCCCCUCCCGCAGUGCAAAGAGAUCAGAUGUGAAUUCCCGGACGUCCAAGGUGUCAAAAAAGCUAUUAAAGGAAGUACUUAUCGCUCUGGCACUAACAUCACUCUUGAAUGUGAUGAUGGUUACGUGCUGGAAGGCAUCAGUCACACCCAGUGCCAAGAGGAUUUCAGCUGGGACCCUCCCGUGCCAGCCUGUAAACUGAGGGCCCCGGCGGGCGGGCUCGGCCAUGGCGGCGCCGCGCUGAGAGCGGGCCGGGCGGGGCGGGCCGCGCAUGCGCAGCCGGCCCCGCGCUGCGUCUCCGGCGGCGCCGGGAGGGAGCGGAGCGGCCGCAGCCGCGGCCCCGCUGCGGGCAUGGGGCGGCUCUCGGUGCUGCCGGUGCUGCUGCUGCCCGUGCUGCUGCUGUGGCAGCUCGGCGGAGCCCGGGCUGAGGGCACAUGUCCCAAGCCAGAGCGGCAGCAGAAUGCAGAGCUCAACGAGACCUUCAGGGAAAUCCAGGAUUUUCCACCUGGGACCAAAAUCUCCUUCAUCUGCCGGCCAGGAUACGUGAAGGUCCCAGGGAAGUCACUGACCUGGACAUGUGGUGAUGACUUGCAGUGGUCACAAACAAGCGUGUUCUGUACAGCGAGAGAAUGUAAAUACCCAGGACCCUUGGAAAAUGGUUAUUUUGAUCCAACAGAUCUUACAUUUGGUUCAAAAUUGACAUUUCAUUGUAAUGAAGGAUACAGAUUAUUGGGUAAGGGAGAGAUUUCCUGUGAUAUCAAGAAUGGAGGUGUUGACUGGAGUGGAGCUCUGCCUUACUGUGAAAUAAUCCCUUGUGAGCCACCUCCCAAAAUAGCCAACGGGGAGUACGAGGAGAGAGCCAGCUACGUGUACCAGAGCUCAGUGACCUACAGGUGUCUGGAUGUCCCCAAGGGCAGUGAUCCCUUCUUCCUCAUUGGCCCAGACACCAUUCACUGCACAUCUGAUGCACACUCAAACGGAGUUUGGAGUGAGCCACCUCCAGAAUGUCGAGUGGUCAAAUGCGAAGACCCCAGAGUUGAAAACGGGAGAAAAAUAUCUGGAUUUGGAUUUCCCUACAGAUACAAGGACUCAGUUGUGUUUGAGUGUAAUCAAGGCUAUGUCAUGGUUGGAGCACAGGUAAUUACCUGUGGAGAAAAUAACACCUGGGAUCCUCCACUACCAACCUGUGAGAAAAUUUCUCCAGAGGUGUGUCCUGCCCCGAAGGUCCCCAACGGGGCCUUGAUUCCAGGCAAACCUGCCUAUGCAAAAGGAGAGACUGUGCAGAUCAGGUGCAAUGCUGGCUGCUCCUUCCCUGAUGGUUCUACAGAGGUGACAGUGACCUGUCAAGAACAGAGUUCCUGGGGUGCUUUACAGCACUGUACCUGUGAGUCUGAAGGUUCUGGUUCCACACCAGUCAUAAGCUAUGGGAGAGUGAUAGAUGGACAAAAAUCUUCCUACUCUGUGGGGGAUUUCAUUACCAUUGAAUGUUACACGGGGUACACCUUGAAUGGGGAGGCUCGGAUUCAGUACAUUGGAAACAACCAGUGGGUGCCUGCAGUGCCAACCUGCCAGCUCAGUGGAUAUAUUAUAGCCAUCAUCUGUGUGAUUGUGGUAGUUGUGGUGCUCCUGGCAGCCUUCUGGAUCUACAAGAAAUUCUUCUCACAGAAUGGCUCGUACACAGUUGAUGAGAGUUGCAAGGAAAUUUGUAUUUUAAAAACUAAUGUCCCAGCUGAGAUGGAAGAAACUGCACAAAUGAAUUAAUGAAAAGGAAACGUGACAGCACUCCCAGUUCUGCCGAAUAUAAGAUGUGUAAAGCAUGACUGCCCUUGCUGGGGGUGGGAGGGACUUGGCAGUGGGAUGUCCUUGGCAGAGCUGGACAAGGAUUGAUUCCCUUGCACUGAGUGGCUGCCCAUGAGUUCCUUGUGCUGAUGGACUGGAGGAGGAGAUGCUUGAUAGGAUAAGAAGUGUGUGUGCAUCUAGCUAACACAGAUCCUGCUUUGCCCUCCCUGUCCUUCUGUGCACGUCAGCUGGGGGAAGGGCAAUACCUGUAGCAUGCCAGAGUCUGUGGGAGUGCUGCAAUGUCCCUGUCCCAGUGCCAGCUGCUGCUGCCUGCUGCCUUCAGUGCCACCUCUUGGCUUACAGAAGAUAUCCAAUAUUCUCCUCUGUCCUGUAGAGCUCUGCUCACUCAAACCUGGCUGUCCUUCCCAUCCCUUUUUGCAGCAGGGGUGGUGUAAAUGGUUCUGGUGUUUCCUUUGUUGCUCAUUCCCUGAAGAGUCUGGUGCCAUUGAAGGCAGUGUCUUUUGGAAACUAUCACAAUUAAGAUCUUAUAUACUCUACCUCUUUGUCUGCCAAAGUUGGUUGCUGUAUAUAUAAUUAAUUAAAGUGUGCCUUGAAAUCAGAGUUUUAUAGCUUUUCCUUUGCUUUUAAGAAGGAAAAAAGCUAUAUAUGUAUUUCUGAUUCUUUGCUUUAAUCUCCCAAAGACUGCAGUGGAUUGGUUGGACCUGAAAACUGAAGGAUUCUGUAGCAAAGGCAUCCCCUGCUUGUUGACAGGAGAUCCCUAAUUAAAGGAACUGCUGAGAGCUCAGUGGUGGCUGUGUCCUGUCAUGAGCACAGUGGAAGUUCCUUAGGGUGCUCAAUUUUAGUGAGCCUUGAUGUCAGGUCUGGAGAUCUUCUGUUGCUUUCAGGGGUAGAAACAGGUGCUGUGUGAUCCACUUUCCUUGCUUUUUUACUUGAAGUCACAUAUUUCACAUUUCUAACCUCUGGCUGCAGACUGGGAUGUUAAAUCAAGCUCUGAAAAGCUGGAUUUAGCAUCAGAUUCCUGUUUAGAAGCAGAAGCUUUUCCCUAUCACUUGCUCUUCAUGUUAAAGGAAAACCAAACCAGUUCAGUUGUGUGAGUGCUGGUAGAUGUGGUGGUCUCUUGUUUGCUGCUUGGUGCUUGUUCAGCAAUGUUUCAGUCCAGAUUCUCACUCCAGGAGCUCCCACCACUGUGUUUGCCAUUAGUUUAGAGUCACUGCUACAUCUAAUUCCUCAGCAAACCCCAUAUCUUAACUAGAACAGGUUUUAGCUCCAUGAAUCUCACUAUCAGCAUCCAGACAGCUUCUAAUUUUCACAGAAAACCCAAAUAGCCUCACUUCAGAUGCCUGAGGCAGCAUUGAAAGUGCUCUGGCUUGUCUGUGGCUGCUUGGCACUGCUCUCCCUGUCAUCAACAGAUUGUUGGAGUGGCACAGAACUGUUUGGGGCUUUUUAGGGCUUUUUGGGACAAUCCCAGCAGUUGCAUUGUUGGAGCUCAUAAUAGGCUGUGGUUGUUAGAAAGGGGCUUUGGCUCUGCAGAAGGAUUUGGUGUUCGUGGCCUGGCUGAUAGCUCAGCUUGAGAGUUGUUUGUAAACACUGGGAUGUGUGACUGGGACUGAGUGUGGUGCUGGUCAGGAGCUCAGCUUGCUUUGUGUGGCAUCUGCAAUGUGCUGAAAUACACUGGAAUGUUCUUAAUUGGGAAGUGAAAUCACUGUAACAAGUGGCUGUGUUUUUGUUCUUCUUUCUGGAUGUCAAGAUUAGCCAUGAUUUGUAAUAUUCCAAAUAAAAAUGUUAAAUUAUUUAGCA
Messenger RNA from Camarhynchus parvulus, 9444 nucleotides. It is a transcript of the gene CR1, whose product is annotated as complement C3b/C4b receptor 1 (Knops blood group). NCBI's taxonomy places the organism in Eukaryota, Metazoa, Chordata, Aves, Passeriformes, Thraupidae. The transcript has 48 exons. The record is from RefSeq and is a predicted model, not a curated record. Bases 43 to 7608 code for a protein of 2521 amino acids.